Molecule: messenger RNA, 1299 nt
Organism: Laccaria bicolor S238N-H82
Lineage: Eukaryota; Fungi; Basidiomycota; Agaricomycetes; Agaricales; Hydnangiaceae
Exons: 10
Coding region: 1-1299 (432 amino acids)
Source: RefSeq, a predicted model, not a curated record
AUGUCCAUCUCUGUACUCGACGCGCUUAUGAGCCAGUCUUUUGACUCGCCCCCAUGUCCCAUAACAACUCCUGCCAAAAGCCGAAAACGAAUCCAUUCGGACGACGGAUCUGACAAAGAGGACGAAGCAGAAGACGGCUUUCCCACUCCAGCAAAUCGCGAAGGGCAAACAUUGUUCAUGAUGCCCACCCCACUUGCAAAUGCAAAUAUUGUUACCUUUGCACGGCGCUAUGGUUUAUCAAAGCUUCUCAAGCAAGUGCAAAUGCAGGAGCUCCUCAAUUUUGUCAAGUGCACUCUUGAUGAACACUUUGUUAUGCUCUAUGUUGCAGCAAUGCAGACAUACAGCUGCUACAUCAUGCUCUCACCCAAGAUUAGGGGAUACAGGGAUGGAGUUGCCCAAAGACUUUUAUGGGCACGUACAGGGGUUGAGUUGCUUUUGCCCAAUUUAACUGAUUUUCCUGUCAUGCACACCAUCACACGCAACUUAUGUUGGGACAUUCCCAACACUGUUUACUCAAAUCCAGCAGCAACAGCCAAGCUCGACAAUCGUAUCUGCCAUCAUUUCACCCAGUUCUGGUCAACCAUAAAGAAAAAGCGUGCUGAGUAUGUUACGAGUUCGGGAAAAGACUUCUACAACAAGGUUGACAAGUGGCUCGCAAAAAUUCGCGAUACUUAUCCCAGUCCGGGCAUUGUCACAAGGUCAGUCCUUAACCACGACAUUGAGUCUCAUGGACACAAUAACCUCCACAUUGAAAUCCUUGCACCGGCGGACACUCAAACAGAUGAAACAGAACGUGUUGUGGAACACACAAUUGAGGGUUCCAAUGAGGCUGGCGUACCCCUUACAGAUGCCGCCCAGUCUGGCCCCUCGACAUCUUCAAACCAAUCACUACUGAGUGUUUCGAGCACCAUGGCAGAGAAUCCCCCCAGUGCUGCUAUUUACACUCUGUCCCUAUUUGUCGUCGCACUGCUCCCCAGCUUCCACUAUAUUUGGCUUGCAUUACUUCUCGCCCACUCUCUUACUCCCUUACCACCAUAUACCUCUAUUACAUGCUCUCAUAUCUCAUACCUCUACUUCUCUUAUAUCUCCAGAAUCAUACAUGUGGUUAAUUUCUGUUGUCUGUUCUUCACCACCUUUUUGGCCCUUGAUUCAGGCCAUUAUUUGGCGUGUGCACAUGCUGUCUUUGGAGGGUAUAUCGCCUGUACCACUACACUGUCACCAUCUGUAACCAUCAUUGCUGUUUUCUCCGUCUACCGCAACACUGGGAUUUCCCUAUUUUACCUGCACCUCUGCUUCUGA